AUGGAAAUCAGUUGGAAGGGUCGUUGCCGCAAUUUGCGCACAUGUGGAGAGUUGGAAGUUCUAGACCUUGGAAACAACAAAAUUCAAGACACAUUCCCAAAUUGGCUAGAAUCUCUUCCGAAGUUGCAGGUUCUUAUCUUGAGGUCUAACAAAUUCUAUGGUGAAAUAUGCAUUCCAAAAACUAAGUUUCCAUUCCAAAAAUUGCAUAUCAUAGACCUCUCCAACAAUCGGUUUAGCGGUCUCUUGCCAACAAAAUAUUUUGAACGUUUGACGGCCAUGAUAAACUUGCAAGAACAUGGACUGAAAUAUAUGGGAGAGGGCUACUAUCAGGAUUCUGUGGUAGUUACAAUUAAAGGCUUCGAAAUUGAAAUGGAGAAGAUCCUGACGUUCUUCACAAUUAUUGAUUUCUCAAACAACACUUUCAGAGGAGAGAUUUCAAGUGUAAUCAGUAAGCUUAAAUCAUUGAAGGGGCUUAACUUUUCUCAUAAUGAGCUUACAGGUAAAAUUCCACCAUCAUUUGGCGAAAUGAGCAAUCUUGAAUGGUUAGAUCUGUCUUCAAACAAACUUGUUGGUGAUAUUCCGGAGCAAUUGGCAAAUUUGACGUCACUAUCAAAGUUCAAUGUUUCAAAAAAUCAACUUGUGGGGCCCAUACCUCAUGGAAAGCAAUUUGAUACAUUUGAAAAUGAUUCAUACAGUGGAACAGGAUUGUGUGGAUUGCCACUUUCUAAAACAUGCAGUGCACCUCAAUCACCGCCAUCGUCAUUCCAACAAGAGGAUGAUUUGGAGCAUGGGAAUGGUUUUGAUUGGAAGGUAGUGUUGAUGGGGUAUGCAUCUGGUGUGGUAAUUGGAAUAUCUAUGGGAUAUCUUGUACUCUCUAAUGGAACACCAGAUUGGCUUGUUAAAGUGGUAGGAAGAAAGCAACGUCGUAGAAUUGUGAAAAUCACACAAUGA
Molecule: messenger RNA, 951 nt
Organism: Prunus armeniaca (apricot)
Lineage: Eukaryota; Viridiplantae; Streptophyta; Magnoliopsida; Rosales; Rosaceae
Source: the annotation of a GenBank genome assembly